AUGGGCGACACCGGCUCGCCAGGUGAGUUUCGCGCCGGUUUUGCCGGCCCCCUCCAGCAGUGGCUCGGGGCCAGCCAGGCCCCCGCCUUCGAUGCUCAGCGCGCUGCGUUCCCGCGUGAGGUCUACGCAGGUUGGUUCGAAUAUGUAGACGACCUCGCUUAUUUUCUGAUGCUCCAGAAGGGGGCUCUUUCGGGGGCCGCCAUUCGCCAGUUUUAUGCGGCGGAGGUCGGCGGGGCCAGAGUGGCCGGUGACGCGAGAUCUGUGAACGGCACUUCCCAUUUCUACCUGGGCGGGGAGGCAGUGAUGGCGACGCCCAAGUGGCAAUUCCCCGAGCGCACUCCAGGCGGCGCAGUGGCCGACGGCGCCCCGCGAGCCGCCGAGGCGAAGGGCCCCCGCCCUCGACGACAGCGGCCGCAGGGGCAGGCGCCGCUUCCAGCCGAUGGGGCCGCGUCAGGAGGCGCAGCUAGCAGCGGCAGCGGGGGCCCCAACAGCAAGCGGCAGCGCGGCAGGCAUCUGGGGAAGGUGAAGGAAAUGGGCUUCACCAAGAAGCAGGCCCAGUUCCUCAAUGCACUAAUCAAGCAAACGCUGAUGACGACGCUGAUGGCGCGCGACAUGCGGGCAGCGGGCGCGGGCACUUUCUUCCUGAACGCAGACCUGCCCGAGAUCGAGGCAGCGCAGGAAGCGCGGGCGACAUGUUCAUCAGAAGCCCGAGCCCGCGGCAAAGGCCACUGGCUCGCCCCCCCCCACCUCCAUAUCUUCAAUGAGUUCGCCGGCAAGUUGCUCGAGCGCGGGCUCGCGCUGGGGCAGAGGGCGCUCGCGAUUCUCGAAGAGUGGCACGUGCGAAUAUGGUGCGAGCAGCAGCCGCACGAGCUGCGCGGCGUGCUUCGUCCGCUCCGCAUCACGAAGUGUUUCGACCAGAACAAGCGGAACCUGCAUCUGAUGCUGAAGGACGUGCCCAUGCCGAGCGCGCCGCCCGAGUCCGACGAACAGCCGCCGCCUUCGCCUCUGACCGUGAGAGCCCUCCUGCAGAGAACAACCGAGGAUCCGCCCAAUGCGAUGAAGUUCCUCGGGGGCCUCCUGGGCGGCAAAGGCAGUGGUAAAGAGUUGGUGGACAAGCUGGUUGGGGAGCUGGAGGGCGCGGGCGUCACAGACAGCACCUGGGCGGCGUGCGAGAGCUCCGAUGCCCUGGAGGACGCCAUUGAGGACGAUCUGCCGCGGGAGCGGCUCGUGCCCGUGCUGGAGAGGUGCCCUCGCAACGCAUUCAACUUCUGCGCGCGUUGCGUUGCGGCUGCGGAAGCGGCGUUGGCUUUGCAGGGCGACGCCUUCGACGAGGGGGCCGAGGGCAGGCUGGUGAACUCGUGCCUGCUGCUCGCGAAGAUCCUGUCCGCGUCGCCCGCGGGCUCCAGGACCUCCACUGAGCGGCCCCGCGGAGCAUCGCGCGGGCGGCGCCACGGAGUUCUGCGGCUUUCUGUGGCAGGCCAGGGAGGGCGCAUGCUGGGGCAGCGCGCCCUGGAUAUGACGCUGCGGGCGCUCUUCCACGAGGCCCCGUCGGCGGACGAGGAGAUGCGGAAAGCCAACUCAGACGGUGUAACGCCGGCGCUCAUUUGGGCCGACGGCGUCGGGCCAGAGAGGGAAAGCAUCCCUAAGCCAGACAAGGAGACGCGGUCGAACCGGCAGCUGGUUUUGCAGCUGCUCGCGGCGCUGCUCGUGGGCGGCGCCCCCGCGGCCGCGGCCGAGCGGCAAGCCGCCGCGGAGGCGGCGGAGGGCGAGGCCGCAACGGGCGCGGAGGUGGCUGGGAGGCGGCUGCUCGUGGGCGACCCGCGCCCGCUGGCCUACCUGUGCGACCCGGGGGAGCCGGUGCCGUUGCGCGGCGAGCUUCUCUACUCGCUCCUGUCGACCGCGUUUGGGUACGACCCCCACGGCUUCGGCGUGCCGUACGCGGGCUACAUCAUGGAUUCGAAGGACGAAGAGUUCGCGGCGACGUGUCUCCAGGUGCUCGGCGUGCUGCUGCAGGACACGGCCGACGCUGAGGUGCCGAUGAAGUCCGCGGUUGCGGAGAGAAGGCCGCAGGAGGAGGUCCGGGCUGCCCUGGAGCGCGCCCGCGUGGGCGAGGGUGCCCAGGACCGAGCUGGCGCUGGAGCCGGCGCCGCCGCCCCCGCUGGCGGCGGGCACGUCUUCCGGGACCUGCUCCGCGCCAUCUCCUCCGAGUCCGAGGUGAACUUCCUCGUCAACGGCGUCAUGACAUUGAUAGGUACCAUCAGCGAGGAGCGGAGCACCUACCUGCCCAGUUCGAUGCGCUUGCCGCCCUUCCUGCCCGAGGUGAUGCUGAUCGUCUUCCACCUUGCCACUUGCGAGGCCUUCGUCGCCUGCGCCUGCGCGCAGGGCGAGGCCCCCGCCCUCGUGGAGGGGCUGCUGCACGUGGCCUCCCGGGUGCCAGAGCACCUGAGCGAGGAGACGGUCGCGAUGCUCGUCGGGCUGGUGGUGCUGCGGCUGACCGCCUACCGGGAGCACCCGAUGUUGCCGCCCCGGAGGACUUCUCCGGCGACGUGCCAGACGACCUGCCCGACUUCCAGGGCUCCGGGACCGACCUCGUCGCGCUCGCCGCCCUGA
Prorocentrum cordatum is the source of this 2610-nucleotide messenger RNA. NCBI's taxonomy places the organism in Eukaryota, Dinophyceae, Prorocentrales, Prorocentraceae. The record is from the annotation of a GenBank genome assembly.